Molecule: messenger RNA, 3915 nt
Organism: Fusarium subglutinans
Lineage: Eukaryota; Fungi; Ascomycota; Sordariomycetes; Hypocreales; Nectriaceae
Product: major facilitator superfamily transporter
Exons: 13
Coding region: 1-3915 (1304 amino acids)
Biological process (GO): transmembrane transport
Molecular function (GO): transmembrane transporter activity; ATP-dependent chromatin remodeler activity; ATP binding
Source: RefSeq, a predicted model, not a curated record
AUGCAUAGUCAAAUUACCAACGAUAUUGAGAAUUCCAUCUCCUUCGAUGACUCUCAAAGUCCAUCGUCAAUUCCAGAUGGGCUAAAAGAAGAGGACAGACCGGUCAACUGGCCCUCCUCCAAAAAAUGGUCCAUCGUAGUCAGUACCUCUCUCGCAACCUUUGUCGUCUCCUUCGGCAGCAGCGUCUACUCAGCUGCAAUCCCCCACAUCCAAACCCGAUUCAGCGUUUCACCCGAUACCGCCCUCCUAGGCAUAACCCUCUACGUUAUCGGCUUCGCCCUUGGUCCGAUGGCAUGGGGUCCCGCGUCGGAACUCUACGGCAAGCGAAGACCCCUGUUUCUAGGCUAUGCCAUCUUUUGCAUCUGCCAACUCCCCUGUGCCCUCGCGCAGAACAUGUCUCUGCUCUUGACGUUUCGGUUCCUUUCUGGUCUAGCUGGCUUUUCGAGCCUGGCUAUUCUUGGGGGUAUGUACGUUGACUUCCUCAACAGACCAGCCGAACGAGGGAUAUCCACGGCUGUUUUCAGCGUUGCGACUUUUUGCGGACCAACUGUUGGGCCUAUCAUUGGAAAUCUGGCGACUCUCAAGCUGGGCUGGCGCUGGACGGCGUGGCUUACUCUGAUAGGAGGUGUCGUCUUUGGGAGUGUCGCGUUUGUCCUGACCCCUGAAACGUCCGAGGUGGCGAUACUGCGCCAGAGAUUUAAGGGGAAUACAUCGGUUACCCAAUCUCGGAUAUACCGUCCAGAACGGGGUAUAUCGAUAUUUGUACAGAGCUACCUCACGAAACCUGUCAGGAUGUUUGUGCGGGAGCCAAUACUCAUCUUCUUCACCGUCUACAUGAGUCUCGCUUAUGGAAUUAUAUACCUCACUUUUACUAUGUACCCUCUUGCAUUUGUCACAGUCCGCGGAUGGUCCCGUAUGGACGGAAGUCUUCCGUUUAUCGGGAUGACCAUUGGCGUUGUCCUCGCGUGUAUAGGGAUUGCUCUGCAUAGCAUCUACUAUAUCCAGCAGAGCCGAGUUCAUGUGCCGGAACGACGUCUGCCGCCCAUGAUUGCCGGGUCCGUCCUCUUGUCCGCAGGCAUUUUCUGGUUCGGAUGGACUUCUAGCAGGUCAGUCCAUUGGCUGGCACAAGCUGCCGCUGGGGUUUUCCUUGGUAGCGGCUCCAUCCUGGUCUUGAUGUCUGGCGUGGUGUACCUGAUUGAGCCUCAAUCUUCUCUCGCUAUCCCGCCCAACAUAUCCUCACCGUUCAUUGCAAAUUAUCUGUCAAUUGAAGCAGACAUGUCAAAAACGCCGCCGAAAAAACGCCAGCGCACCGCGCAUGUCUUGCUCGACGAGAGCGACUUGUCUAAGAGAGGCUGUCUGGAGCCGCCAAGUUUUCUCGACACCUCGAGGCUUCAAGAACCCGGUUGGUUGAAUCCGAUAUCUUCUUCCAAUCCAAGCCAGCGGAACUCAUACAGUCCGUUCGCAUUGAGCGAUGCGGGAAGUUCGCGGCUAUCCCCUUUGAACUAUCAGCCAUCCGUUAAUGAGGAUGCCGCCAUUUUAUCUACCAACGAGUCUGAGCAAUGCUGCUUUGGAGAGCUUCUUAUCGAAUUCUCGUCACCGGCCACGUUGAGUAAAGAUCUACCAAAUGCUCCCAUUGAGCUCCGAUUCUCAGGCCAUGUGAUAAGCCUUCAUGUUGAAGGCUCUGGUAACUAUAUGGGUCGUAUAGAUUCCAAGGCCAUAGUCGAUCUCGUUCAAAAUUAUCAGGUGACGCUCGUUGCCAUUUUGGAAUGUCCACCUGUCAAAAAGAACAAGUCCAUCGAGUCGUUCCAAACGCCAAAAAUACUUCAUGUUGUCAUCUACGGCCUGCGUAAGGACAUGGAUGAUAUUGGUGACUUUCUGGAAGAUUCUGAACUCUUCCUCCAGCAUCCGACUGAAUACGAUACUCGCCUGGAGUAUUUGAACCCUCAGUACCUCUUAAGACCCGGCUCAACCAUUCCUAGAGCUGAUGGUGCGACCUUCCAAGCACUAGCAACCCAAAAUUCAUCAGACCAAGUCAUGGCGGAAAAGGCGAAGUGCGAAGUCCAUCAGGUGUUUGACUCUGCCAGCGGACCGUCGACAUUUACGCAAGUCCAACCAAGUCCCAGAUUAAGAACGAGUCUGAAAGAACAUCAAAAGAAGGCCCUUGCAAUGAUGGUCGAAAGGGACAGUGGUCUGCUUGAUGAUACGACGUUUCCUUCCCUAUGGGAUAUCGUUACUACGUCAGAUGGCCGCGUAGAGUAUCGUCAUACUAUCACGGGGCGAAAAGAAGUGAACCCCGUUCCAUUGUCUGGGGGUAUUCUUGCCGAUGAUAUGGGACUUGGAAAGACCCUGAGCACUCUCGCUUUGAUCAGUUGGUUUCUAGAUGUUAUGGACAAUGCAGAUGUCCCCGAGACUUGUCGCACGACACUAAUUGUUGCACCAAACUCUAGUAAGCACAUUGUACCUGAUCAGAUUCGAGUGGCGCUUUUCCAUGGACCUAUGAGAGACCAAUUGGCCAAGUCUCUCCUGGAGUACGAUGUUGUCCUCACCACCUACGGAACACUACAGUCUGAGUGGAAGUCAAGGAAAGAAUAUUCUCCUCUAUUCACACACACAUGGGCACGAGUCGUGCUUGACGAAGCCCAUCAUAUCCGUGAGCGGUCGACAAAGACUUUCAGGGCCGUCACUGCAUUACGAACCAGUCGAAGAUGGUGCCUCACCGGCACGCCCAUACAAAAUCGGCUCGACGACUAUGGGGCUCUACUGAGUUUCAUUGGAGUCCCACCAUUCAUCAGUAAAUCAGUAUUCGAUUUCUGGAUCAUCAAGCCGGUAGCCCAGGGCACUACGGAGGGGCUCAGACGGCUAAAACUACUUGUUAGUGCAACUUGUCUCCGCAGGACCAAAGACAGCGUGAGUGAAAGGCUAAGCCUUCCUGAUCGUAAGGAACGCGAGUGCAUUGUACAGUUGGAUCCAGAUGAUAGAGAGCUGUAUAAUUUCUUCAAGAGAAACGGUGCCCAUUUGGUUGCCAGCAGAGGGUUUGGUGCCUCAGAUACUGCUAACAAAACGGGGGGCAUUCUUCCGAUCAUCAACACCCUAAGACUCAUCUGCAAUCAUGGACAGAGUCUCCUCCCGAACUUCGCCCUUGAGGCCUGGAGCCGUCGGCAGAACCCAACAUCGGAUCCAGAUUUCAAUGCAAGAAAGUUUGGGCUCUGCAUAUCUUGCGGCGUGGAAGCAUUACCUACUGAGAUGGAAUCUGAAUUCGCCUGUUCUCAUUUCCUUUGCUCCAAAUGCGCAGAUUCAGAUGAAAGUUAUCAAAUCUCACUUGAUAGCGUUCUCUGUCCAAGCUGUACCAGGAAUGGGGAAUUAGCAGUUACCGACGCAGCUACAGACGAGGGAAGUUACCAACCGUCUGCCAAGAUGAGAGCACUCAUACAAAGUCUCCGUGUUGAGCAACAGGACAACCCUCCUACGUUUGGUAACAAACCUAUCAAGAGCGUCGUGUUCACUUUUUGGAGAAAAAUGCUAAACUUGCUCGAAUUUGCUCUCCGGAGCGAGGGCUUCCAGUUUGCGAGAAUAGAUGGACAAAAGUCUCUGGUAGAGAGGACUUCGGCAUUACAAUCAUUUCGCGACGACGACAGGUGCACUGUGAUUAUUGCCACGAUAGGAAGCAUUGGUGAGGGGGUCGACUUGACCGCUGCCAAUUUUGUCCACCUGGUUGAGCCGCAUUGGAACCCAAUGCUUGAGGAGCAAGCAAUAGACCGAGUGCAUAGAAUGGGUCAAACAAGAGACGUUGUUGCAACCCGGUACAUCACGAAUGACUCAAUAGAGAUGCUGGUUAAAGAUGUUAAGGAGAGGAAGCUGGAUCUUAUCAGCAGCACCUUAGGCCAUCUAGCCGGGCUAUUUAAUAGUCAUAAUUAG